UCUACACAUCGGUUACAAUUUAGCCGCUGCGUUAAUCUGAGUUUUGCCUUUCACUUCAAGUAAAUUAUGUUUUUUGCAAUUAUUCCAUCCAAUCUUUCUUAUAUUGACAGACUGUCUUUUGCAGUAAGACUCUUACCGUUUCUGCGCUACUUUUGUAGUUCAUUUUUAUCAACAGCUUGAUCAGUUGUAUAGUUUGAUAAGAGAGAUAUCGGUGAUGGAGGCUCCGCCAGUCACUGUGAUGCCCGUCACGGGUGGAACCAUCAAUAUGAUGGAGUAUCUGCUGCAAGGCAGUGUACUGGACCAGCCUCUGGAGAGUCUCUUACAUCGGUUUGGUGGUAACAUGGAGCCUGAGAGCUUUGCUGAUUAUGAGCUGGUGUAUCUACUGAAGGGUCAACAGGGCAACACGUUCCUCCUGUGUGCCCGCCGCUCGCUUCUCCACCCUGGCUUCGCACCCUGGCACCUGCGCUACCUGGGCUAGCCUGAGGUGGGUGACAAGAGCCGUCACACCCUGGUGCGCAACUGCGUGGACGUGGCCGCCUUGCACAGCUUGCCGAAAUUCUUCAACGAGAUGGGCUUCCGCAUGGACCACGAGUUUGUGGCUAACGGCCAGGUGUUCUGCAAGGGUGCCAUGAAGGUGGUGGUGAGCAAAUUGUCACGUGUGCUGGUGCCGGGAAACAAGGAGAACACGGAGCCACUGUCUCUGUCGUAUCUGGUUGAGCUGAGUGUGCUGGCACCUGCAGGACAAGACACUGUCUCUGAAGACAUGAGGAGCUUCGCAGAGCAGCUAAAACCUCUGGUGCACCUGGAGAAGAUUGACCCCAAGAGACUCAUGUAGAUUCAGAGACUUGAUUACAUUAGAGAUUUUUGAUUUAAGGGGGGUUGUUUUAGUGUGAAGUUAGACCUCAAAUGUUGUUUGUAAUAUUUUUAGUUUAAUUGUUAUAGGCCUACUUGUGAUGGAUAAAAUGCUUAUUUUCUCGAAAUUAAUAUUUUCAAUAUUUUGAAGCUGAAUUGUGUAAUUUCUGCGCCACCGAACAUAAUGACAAAAAUAAACAUUGUUUUCAAACAGCUUUACGAAUACGCCCCCCCCCCCCCCACAAUGCAAGUUAAUGGUGACCAAAACUUUAAAGCACCUAAAGGCAGCAUAAAAGUAAUCCACAAUCCAGUGGUUUAAUCCAUGUCUUCUGUAGCGAUCCAGUCGGUUUUGGGUGAGAACAGACCAAAAUGUAACUUACACUGAUGAGCCAAAACAUGCUUAAUAUGCUGAGUCAGAGUUGUUGGUCCAGCACAUCCCACAGAUGCACAAUCGGAUUGAGAUCUGGGGAAUUUAGAGGCCAGGGCAGCACCUUGAACCCUUCAUCAUGUUCCUCAAACCAUUCCUAAACAAUGUGUCCAGUGUGGCAGGGUGCAUUAUCCUGCUGAAAGAGGCCACUGCCAUACCAUUGCCAUGAAGGGGUGUACCUGGUCUGCAACUAUGUUUAGGUAGGUGGCACGUGUCAAAUUGAUGUCCACAUGAAUUGGCGGACCAAGGGUUUCCCUGCAGAAAAUUGCCCAGAGCAUCACACUCCCUCCAAUGGCUUGUCGUCUUCCCAAAGUGCAUCCUGGUGCCAUCACUUCCUGAGGUGAACAGUGCACAUGUACACGGCCGUCCACGUAAUGUAAAAGAAACGUUCUGAUGCUCGCAUGCCCAUUGUAGGCACUUUGACGGUGGAUAGGGGUCAUCUGAGCACCCUGACCGGUCUACGGCUACACAGCCCCAUACGCAGCAGGAUGCGGUGCACUGUGUUGUGACAUAUUCUUUCUGUAACCAUCAUUAAAAUUUUCUGUGACUUGUGCCACAGUAGACCUUCUGUUGGUUUGGACCAGGCAGGAUAGCCUUUGUUGCCUCCUUUGCCUCGUUUGCCAAGGAUACUGCAGAUGUCUAGAUUUAUAGUGAAAAUUGUGUUACAUUUUGGUCCGUUUUCACCCAAAACUGAUUGGGUGAGAACCUGUCUUCUGUUUCACCACUAGAUGGCUCUUUUACUCCAUUUCUUUCCAAAUUCCAACUCAUGUAGCGAGUUGUGCUUAAGAAUGCCCCUUACUUGUGGUAAAAUCCUGUUUUGUACUGUUGUCAUAUGUAUUAAUAACACCACAUCAUGUUUGAUUUCUAAAUAUGGAAUCUUCAUGUGUAGUCCUUUCAUUAGCUAAAUAUCGAGCACCUUCUCAAUGCUCUUGUCCAGGCAGUUAGCCACAUAUUCACUUGUCUGUAUUAUUCAGAAGACAAUGUGCAUAUGCUUUAUGUUUGAGCCAUGUACUUUCUCCUAAACUCAAAAUAAGAAAGUUGUUCCUGCAUUGAGCUUAUUUUUCUUGUAAAGCACUAAUGUCACCUUUGACAGCUUACUUUAGAGUACAGUUCAUCAAUGGCAUUCACCCAUAUCAUGUGCCAACAUGAUAAAAAUUCCUUAAAAAAAUAAUAAAAAACAUUCUACUUUAUGUAUACAUUUAAUGUAUAUACAGUAAAUGUUAAAUUUGAAUAUGUUUUCACAUGAAGGGACAUUUUUAUCAUAUAAAAUAAGGCUUAAAGGAAAACUUUAUGUAAAAGAUUUCAGCAGAUAAGGAAACCAGAAAGGAGGCUUUUAAAUCAUUUUUAGAAUAUUGAUUUGCAUUAAUGACAAAAAAAAAAAAAAGUCAGCCUGUUUAACAAGCAGCUUAAUUAAAAGUUUUAGUGUGCACUCAUUCAUAAAAAUGUAAUUAAUGAUGCAGAUACCCAAACACAAAUUUGAAAUAUCAGUGUAUAUUUCAUAUUUAAAAAUGUGGAGGCAUGUGUCAAUGUGUCAAACUAUUCGUCAGACUUUUGUGCAUGUAUAAGAUCUGUGUACCCAGAUUAAUAUCCAGAUAAUUAGUAUUAAUUAAUAUUAUGAGCUUAUGUUGUGGUUGGCAAUUUACAAACGACAUGCUCACAUACACUUCAGUAUCAGUAAUACUGAUUAGAACGUGAGCUCUGCAUGACCUCCACACGCACACCUGCAACUGCCAGCUAAAGAGCUAACUGACGCAAACCAUUUCAGCCAUAGAAACGAUAAACAAUAUCAUCACAUGCACACUAAUUUCUGAGGAAUAAUGUAUUGUAUAGGUAGUGCUCUCGCUUUCUUUUGACUUCUAAUGGUUGUUUUACUCAUCUACUGAUAUUUUCUCUCCCCUAACCCUCACACAAUCCUUUCUGCAUUUUUAAAAUGUUAUUAAAACAUUGUUUAGUUAAGUUGUUUGAAUUAUGGUGACACUUGGGAUGUCCUUAUAAUGCUGAUAUACCUGCACACACACACACAUUUUACUAUCAUGGUGUGAACUUUCCAUUGACUUUUUGUCUUCAAUGAUUUUGCAUGUGUAUUAAUUUUAGCUCCUGGAAGGGCCACUUUUGAUGAACUUUGAGACAUCAUGCGGCCUUUUGUUAUUACUACAGUGUUUAACAAUACAUGUUAGGUGAAAAUCAGACUUAAGGUUAGUAUAUCAAGUUUAUAUCAUUUAAUAAUAUAAACGGUACCGAAACGUAAAGCAUACAGGCAUCAAAAUUACAUCCCUUAAAGCCUGAAAUGUGUUCCGUAUUUUUAAUGGUAAAUUUAACAUAAUUUUUUCGUAUGUUAUAAAGGUAUUAGAGGUGUAGGGCUGAGUCCUGAGUCUAUAUGUGGAACACUAGGUUGCAUAUGACAUGCUAGCACACUGGUAUACUCUUAUGUUUAGCAUGUAUUAUAUAAUGAGUGUGAGGUCACAUUAUCUGGUUCUCUGUGGGUGUAUUGUGUAACGUGAAUGUGAAUGUGCUGAAACAGUGGGUGUGUUGGGUGUAGACAAAGCAAAGUCUUCAUGUUUGUAUCCUGUGGAUAUUUUGUGGAUUUGGAUUGUGGUGAAUUAUGUCACUCUUGGAAUGUCUCAUUGUGUCGUGCCUGUAUGCAUGUCUGAUGUUUAAUGUUAGACAAAGCUGUCCAGUGUUCUUGGGUGAACACCAUUAUGUUUGGAAUUUUAAA
Molecule: messenger RNA, 3995 nt
Organism: Myxocyprinus asiaticus (Chinese sucker)
Lineage: Eukaryota; Metazoa; Chordata; Actinopteri; Cypriniformes; Catostomidae
Product: mediator of RNA polymerase II transcription subunit 18-like
Exons: 2
Coding region: 215-478 (87 amino acids)
Biological process (GO): termination of RNA polymerase II transcription; regulation of transcription by RNA polymerase II
Cellular component (GO): mediator complex; core mediator complex
Molecular function (GO): transcription coregulator activity
Source: RefSeq, a predicted model, not a curated record